Molecule: messenger RNA, 804 nt
Organism: Ricinus communis (castor bean)
Lineage: Eukaryota; Viridiplantae; Streptophyta; Magnoliopsida; Malpighiales; Euphorbiaceae
Exons: 2
Coding region: 68-667 (199 amino acids)
Biological process (GO): protein import into mitochondrial matrix; protein stabilization; protein folding
Cellular component (GO): mitochondrion
Molecular function (GO): zinc ion binding; protein-folding chaperone binding
Source: RefSeq, a predicted model, not a curated record
CGUUUUAUAUAUAAGAUUGUUUAGUUUGUUCCAGGCAGUAGCCUGCGAGCUUGAACAGGAAGUACUCAUGGCGGCAGCUAGAAACCUCUUGCAGAUAAGACGAGUGCUCUCCGUCCUUACACAUAAUAACCAGCUCGGCACCUCUUCUUUUAAUAAAGAACCAGCAUGGCAAUUUCUUCCUUCUACAACUUCAAUCUUCGCUAGGAAUGAUUUUUAUAGAAGAAGGUUUCAGACGCAAUCAAAUCCAGCCAGUCAACCAGAGGAUUCACAAAAUCAUGAAAGCAGUUGUCCAAAUCGUAAUUGUGAGUCAGAUAAUGCUCCUUCCGAUAUAAACAGCAAUGAAGAUUCUCCUGUGAAGUAUUCCGCUGUAUCCAGCUUGAAAACAUCACCAAGGCAUGACCUUGCAAUGAUCUUUACCUGCAAGGUCUGUGAGACAAGAUCUGUCAAGACAAUUUGCCGUGAAUCAUACGAGAAAGGCGUGGUGGUGGCACGUUGUGGUGGCUGUAAUAACCUACACCUGAUAGCAGAUCGCCUUGGAUGGUUUGGAGAACCAGGAAGCAUUGAGGACUUCCUGGCUGCCCGCGGGGAGGAAGUGAGAAAAGGUUCUACAGAUACUCUUAAUUUAACUCUCGAGGAUUUAGCUGGAAACAAAAUCUUGAAAGAGUAAAUCAUCUGCCAACAAUACUUGAAAAAGAAAUUAACACCCUAGGUUGUACUCAAAUGGCAUUCUGUUUAACCUGUUUUUCAAUUUUCAAUCACAUAGUGAUGUUCCUUGAAAUGAAAUUACAGAAUGCAUUGAUUCAA